Xyrauchen texanus (razorback sucker) is the source of this 4055-nucleotide messenger RNA. RefSeq names its product TPA-induced transmembrane protein. Lineage: Eukaryota; Metazoa; Chordata; Actinopteri; Cypriniformes; Catostomidae. The record is from RefSeq and is a predicted model, not a curated record. The transcript has 7 exons. The coding region runs from base 31 to 846 and encodes 271 amino acids.
AAGGCAGACCAGAGCAAUAGUAUUGUGACUAUGGGCGACGACGCGCUGGAGUUAAAGACUAUUGUUGUAUGUUACAACAAUAACGUCGCCACUGACCAAAGCAUCGAGGUGACUCCAGGAAAUGGAGCUUGCUCAGACCAUGCAAAAUCCGGACCAAAUGAGGUGUCUCAUCUUCUAUCAGUGCCACAGGUCUCUGACAACAACAGGGAACAGUACAAUGUGGAUGGAGAUGCUAUUGAUGAUGAGUCUGUAAACGGAAUAUUUACCUCAGAGUGGCAGAGGGAGCUGCAGAGGGUCAAGAGAGAGCUCUUUGAGGUGGUGGUGUGGAACCUCAAACUUUGGAUGGUGGUUCUAAUAAUUUUCCUUGUUAUUGUUCUGAUCAUUGGGAUCUCUCUCAUUGUCUGUACAGUUGGUCAUGACGAUGAGGAUGAAAAAUAUGACAAAUCAUCAUAUGUGGUGGAGCGCUUCUUCAGAGGAAAUUUUACUGUGGACAGCAACAGUUUCACUUCACACCCACUGAACCAACUCAACGAGACAGACAAACUGUUAGAACAACUUAAACAACAGCUGACUGGAGUCUACAAUUCUUCUCCUGCGUUGGCACGAUUCUUUUCAAGUGUGAAGAUAAACAUUUUCAGCGACACUACAGCCCAGUUUGAAUUACACUUCCUGAUGCCUUCUGAACAUGAGCAGUUGGUCCAGUACACUUUGAGCCAAGAAAUGGUUAGAAAUGUGCUUCUCCAAAACUUUUAUGAUCAGAGUCCUGACACUGGGGACUCUCUCUAUAUCAUACCAACAUCACUCAGGAUGGAAGGUUAUGAGAAGGGUGUCCUAAAAGCAGCAUGAGUAUCAUUUGCUAUGUAAUUUCAGGAAUUACUAUGGAUACAGUAAUACAAUAAUUGCAUAUGAACUGCUAUAGAUACCUAAUACACAGACAAUGAAAAGUUACUAACUUAAAAUAGAAAGAAAUAGAAAGAAAAAACAUAAUAACCAACAGAUUACAUGUUAAAAAAAAUAAUAAAAUUUCACAUCAUUACAUAAUCCAAAACCCAAAACACUGCUUUGACAUCCUAUGACUGAAGAUAAUCAGUUUAAGAAACAAUAAUGGAUACCUGUAAAAUGGAUUUUAUUGUAGAAGUUGAAAAAUCUCAUGAAAUAGCCUGGUUAAGUCCUUCUAUAAAAAGUGGUAGCAUCACAGUUUGUUUUCCAGGCUAGUUUUUGUUUCGGACUUGGCUAAAUUAAGUAAACUGGAAGUAAAAAUUCAAUCUCGUCAAAUGGAGUAUCAGACGAGAGCCAGAAGUUUGUCAAAAUGCUUAAUAAUAUGCUUAAUGAUAUGUAAUUACGCUUAGUUUAUUAUGAAAUCUCCUUGAAAAUUGAAGCUUAAAGGGAUAGUUCACCCAAAUAUUUUAAUUCAGUCAUUGUUUACUCACCCCUGUGUUGUUAUAACCCAAUAUGACUUUCUUUUUCUUAACACAAAGGGAAAAUUGUGAAAAAAUGUUGCGCUCAAGCUUCUUCAAAAUUUACUUAUGAGGACGCAAAAGUAUAAUUCAGAAGCCUAAAAAUUAUUCUAUGAGACUCAUGAUUGUUAUGAAAACAUAAAAAUAAUGUUUGGUGAGAAACAUACCAAAAUCGAACGUAUUAUUUAGUGAAACUGUUGACGGACUGUUACUCUUCUCUGCGCAUUCCUGAGACUGCACGAGACCAGUAGUUCACGCAGCCUACUGGCGAAAUGGGGCGUUCAAGUGAAAACAUAUUUUGUUGAUCUAAAAACAGGUCCACCACAGUGAUACUAAAGAACAUAACACAAAAAUGUUUGUGAAUUUACAAAACAUGUCUGAAGAGUUUGUAAUCCAAGAAUAGAUGCAUUUAUAUUCCCAGACUUAUUUUUUUUUAACCAGAGUAUUCAGUCAAACAGGGAGUUAGAGUAGAUGUGAAUAUCUGUCAUUCUAAACCUCCAAGAGAGCGAUACCUCAGCGAAACAUUUGGUAGGUGUGAAAUUCUCAGGUAAAAUUUAGUAGUUUUUAACCAGUUCUUGAGAUGCUGUUUUCAAUGUACUGGUAUGAGGAAGUUUUUGAACAAGUUCACUGCAGGUCAGGAUACUGCGAUGAUGCAGAAAAUAGAAACCGAGCGAACAACAGAAUGUACUGUCUCUCAUCAUAGCUAGUUACGACAAAACUCUGAUGAUUAACAUAGAAAAAAUACCUUUUAUCGCGUGUCGUUUGCCUUCAGGUUAGGAAACGGUGUGACUUGCAGCCUUCAGCCUGGCUGCAUCCGAAAACUGGAAAAACGCUGCCUUCAGAGGCUAUAUACAGAGGUAGGAUGAAAAUAAGGUGCUUUUCAAACUGUCCUGAGACCAGUUCCCUUAAGAGUUCAAUUUAUUAAUAAACGCUGUUGUUUAAGCUGUUAAAUAAUUAUGUUUUCAGAUGCAGCCUCUCUCAGUUUGAGAGUACUCUGGCUAAAAUAAAUAAAUAAAUAAAGCUGGUCAUAGAAAUGCAUCUAUUCUUGGACUACAAUCUCUUCAGACAUGCUUUGUAAAUUUGGUUCUCAGGUUUGUGUGCAGCUGUGUUGUGUUGUGUUCUUUAAUGUGAUAUCACAUAUAAUUUUUGUGUGAACUAACCCUUUAAGGACAUUUGUAAUUUUAUAAAGUUUUAAAGAAUACCGAUUACACAACCACUUGUCUGUGGUGUUACUUAUUAUUAUUCGGGAAAAAAUUUUUUACGAUUUUAAUGUAAUUGCUUUAUUAAAAAUGUAUUGAUGAUUUUAAAAAUAAAUUGGUGGAAUUUUACAGUUGAUCCUGUUUUAGUCAAGGGAUAACAGUUAUGUAUUUAUAUUUUUACUUAAAAGUAAAAGGACAUGACAAAUGAGCUGCUUUUACUUUAUAGUUUUUUGAUUUAUUGUAUUUUAAAAGGAAUUAAAUUGCUAAGAUGACGAUGAAAGCUAAUAACCCCACAGACAAAUUUGCACAAUUGUGGGCUUUUUUAAAAUUAAGGCUUAAUUAAUACUUUAACAGUAGUUAUAAUAAUAAAACCACCGACUCAAUAUAAAGUGAAACAGGAAAUUAUGAGACUCUCAGUAAAAUAUAUAAAAUAUUUAUAAGAAAGAAUGUACUUGGCAUGCACUCACUUACAAAGACCUUUACACAUAAAAAGUAGCCCAAAUACAAUUCCUUGUUUUCUUAAAAGGGCAGUUUCCAUUGUUGUAACACCACCGACAUGUAGUUGUGGGACUUUUUCCUAAAAUAUCACAAAAUAUGUAUUUUCCAAUAACAAUAUAAUUAAUAUAUCUCUUUUCAUAAUAUAGGCACUUUAUUUGCGUAUUCUUUUUUUGUUUGUUUUUGCAGUUACAUGCCAUGAUACCUCCUAAAGAGAUAUCAUAUAUCUAAAACCCUGUAAAAUACAUAUUUUAAAACAAAAAUUCAACCUUUAACAAUGCUUUCACAAAUUGUGCACUUAUUUUACGAUUUAUUGGGAUUUACAGUUGAUUUCUGAUGUCACAAAGGGGGCACCAUCUGCCAAUACAAAUGAACAAUGAACCAUUUAGAGUGUCCACUAACUUUUUUUCUGACAUUAAGAUUUUAGGUUAAAAAAGAAUGUGUAUGUACAAUAUAAGGGAAAGUAUACAGUAUAUUGUGUAGGUGGUGGUAACCAUUUCCUUUGUUUUUCACCAUUUCUAAUCAACUGUUCUCUGCAGUUCAUCUACAGUAAAUCGUCCUUUGUGUGACAGAUGAAUUACAAGUUCAAAUUACAACAAUUCCAUUUAGUCUAAAAAAAAAAACUACAUGUACCAUAAAUAUAAAAUAAUUUGAAAAAUGCUGUUUAAAGUUGUAUUGUGUAUUGGAUUGUAGUUGUAUUGGAUGACUGUUGACACUGCUUGAAUGCUGCUGUCAUGUCAACAACCAAAUAUAAAAUAAGUCAAUAAAAAAAAUUAUAAUAAUAAUAAAAAUAAAAACUACUGGUAUCCACAUCAGAAAACAUUCCACUCUAAUUUUUAUUUUAAUUGAUUAUCAUUUGCAAUCUUGUUAAUGUCUGUUAAUAAUUGUAUUAUUAAACAUUUCA